Pyrenophora tritici-repentis Pt-1C-BFP is the source of this 927-nucleotide messenger RNA. Lineage: Eukaryota; Fungi; Ascomycota; Dothideomycetes; Pleosporales; Pleosporaceae. The record is from RefSeq and is a predicted model, not a curated record.
AUGACGAAAAAGCGCAAGAGAUACCCAGAUCUGAACCAGAAGCUAGAGCAGCGACCAUGGUGUUACUACUGCGAACGCGACUUCGACGAUCUUAAGAUUCUCAUCUCUCACCAGAAAGCCAAACAUUUCAAAUGCGAUCGCUGCGGACGACGGUUGAACACAGCCGGAGGUCUCUCUGUGCAUAUGAACCAAGUCCACAAGGAAACGCUCACACAUGUCGAGAAUGCCAAUCCGGGUCGACAAGGUCUGGAGCUUGAGAUCUUUGGUAUGGAGGGUGUACCAGCAGAGAUAAUCGACCAGCACAACCAGCAGGUCACACAAGCACAUUUCGCCGAGGAACAAGAGCGUGCGCGCUUGACAGGAAACCCGAUGCGCGGAGCUUAUGUGAAUGGACAAGCGGCGCCGAACAAGAGGCCGAAGAUCAACGAGAGCUUGGAGGAGAUUGAGGAGAGAGCGGCCAAAUUCAGGGAGGACCGGAAGAAUGGUGUACUUCCAACGCCCGUGGAGCCGGCACCUACAGCUACACCACCAGUUGUUCAAUCACCGUAUGGUGUACCGCCCCCAGGCGCACCCGCGGCUUUCCCUCCUGGCGCUGCAUUCCCUCCCCAAGCCGUUCCUCAACCCUUUUCACCGGCCAAUGGCGGCAUCCCUCCACGGCCAGGCAGCAUACCGGGCCAGCCUGGAGCGUUACCUCCCCGACCUGGAUUCGGUGCACCUCCGCCUGGCGCAAUUCCUCCCGGCCAGAACGGCGAAAUAUUCAAUUCUGUUGACGAACUCAUCAACCAGGUCACAAAAGCAGCUGCGACAAAGGAAGAGAAGAAGAGCAAAAAGGACAAGAACCAACGACUCAUCUUCUCGGACGAUUUCAUUAGUCCAGAAGAAAAGAUGGCUGCCCUGUCCAGGUUCUCCGACUUCAUGCGGACGUAG